This is a messenger RNA of Emiliania huxleyi CCMP1516, 1016 nucleotides long. RefSeq lists its product as hypothetical. Lineage: Eukaryota; Haptophyta; Isochrysidales; Noelaerhabdaceae. The record is from RefSeq and is a predicted model, not a curated record. Bases 66 to 1016 code for a protein of 316 amino acids. The transcript has 7 exons.
CCGCAGAGGCGCUCGCAGAUCGGCGCGCAGCGCCGCGCACGCCACGCCCCCGCCGGCACCUUGAUAUGGCGAGGCAGCGAGCAGGCUCCUGCCCGUCGCCGCGGGCCGGCGCGUCGUACGGCUCGGACACCGAGCCCGAUGCGGCGUCGGUCGGCGCCAGCUCAGUCGGCUCCAGCGUCCGCGCCGCCUCGCCGCGCGCGUUCCUGAGCCGGACGCUCGGUGCUCCGGUACGCGGCCUGCAGAGCGUCAGGGCGAGGGCGGUGACCAAGUUUGACCAGACGCACGACGAGAUCCUCGACCGGCAGGUCAGCCGCAUCAUCGCUACCGCGGGAGGCGUCGCCAAGGAGAGCGCAAAGGCGGCCUACAUGCCCCCGCGUGUCGCUGGCUUUGUCGACGGAGUGAUGACCCGGAUGUGGGAGGAGGUCGGCGAGGAGCUCAAGAGCGGCAUCAUGGCAUCGUACGGCCGGACCGACAAGAAGCACCGCGAGCUCCGGCUGAGCCAGUGGGCAAAGGCGCCCCCCCUGCAGCUGGACAACAUCCCUGCCUGGGUGCGCGCAAAGGUGCUAUACGCGACUCAGCCGGCGGACGCGACCAUCUGGAAGGUGACGCAGGAUCCGGUCAACGCGUCGAUCCUCGCCAUCAAGCUCCUCCCAUUCUUCGGAGUCAACGUGCUCAUCUUCGCGUACCUGUUUGCUAACAUCGACCGCAAGGACGAGUACCAGCUGGUGCAGUUCAUCCUCUCCUUCAAGGGCUUCCAGUUCAUCACCGCGCUCUCGCUCGCCGUCAAGGGCGCGCUCAAGUUCUACUACUGCCUCAACCAAGGCGCCAUCGACCCGACGGGCGGAGACCAGUUCGACAUCGCUCGCUGUUCGCUCGUCACGAUGGGCGGGUACUCGGCGUACAUCUACUCGCUCGAGCUGCUGCGCUGCGCUCUCCUCUUCACCGCCGCGCACCUACUCGCCAGCGGGAAGGCGUACGCGGGCGGGCUGGGUGAGGUCCGGGCCCACUCCCUCUAA